Messenger RNA from Puntigrus tetrazona (Sumatra barb), 4180 nucleotides. RefSeq names its product suppressor of cytokine signaling 2 (gene socs2). The transcript is spliced from 3 exons. Gene Ontology annotation, biological process: intracellular signal transduction; phosphatidylinositol phosphate biosynthetic process. Gene Ontology annotation, cellular component: phosphatidylinositol 3-kinase complex. The record is from RefSeq and is a predicted model, not a curated record. Lineage: Eukaryota; Metazoa; Chordata; Actinopteri; Cypriniformes; Cyprinidae. The coding region runs from base 942 to 1538 and encodes 198 amino acids. Gene Ontology annotation, molecular function: 1-phosphatidylinositol-3-kinase regulator activity.
UACAGAAUUACAAUAUAGGCCUAGAAUGAAUAAUGAACAACAAAAUAGAUUUGGGGUGUGCUAUACUGAACGUAUUGCAGUAUAUUCCGCCUGUCAUCGCUAGAUAUUAGACCUUUAUGCAAAACUAAAAAGCAAAAUGACAAUUAGUCUUCUAAUUGAGAGCAUCCUUGCUAGCAAGGAUCCCUAAUACCCAAAACCUAAUAACAAUCAAAAAUAAACGCAUAAUCGCAUACAGCUUGAACUGUGAUAGAAACGUGCGUCUGGCAGACCGCAGCAAAACAAACAAAUAAACAACAACAAACUAUCCAGUUGGCACGACCUUAAGAGAGCGCUCGCGCAUCCGACCACGUGAUGCGAUUCCUGGAAAGUUCCUGGAAAUUAGUCUUUUGUAUAGCAGUCUUUUAAAAUGAGGAUUAAGUAGUUAACGACGAACGCGCGCGCGCACACACACACAGAGAGCGAGAGAGAGAGAAAAAAAAAUAUCACUAUAUUGAACAUCACUAAACUGCUAGACAGAGUAAUUAUAUGUGUCCUGCUCGCCUGGCGCGCGCUGUAACGCGUUUGGACGCGCGGUGCGUGCGGCGCGCUCGCAGACAGCGCGAGACACACGGUGUCGCCUUUUGCGGAGCGUCGCUCCCAGAAAGAAUCAAUGCAAACACACGGAAAAACGCGUCCCGGUCUGCUGAGCGUCUGACAGCGAGCCGAUCGGCGUCUCCCAUUAAUAAUAAAUAAUGGCUCUAAAGCACGGUGCCACUGAACGUCGGUAACGCGAAACGCGCCGGAUCUGAUUGCUUAUAGCUUUCACUUGGACAAAAGAUCGCCGCCGGACGAAAUCCACGGACGCCGUGGGAGACUUCUCGCAUGUUUUGCUCGAUUGCACGCGUCAGCCGUCUCCGAAGGAUAAUUAUAGACGUUGACUGGAUGCAGAAGCCCGUUCUCCAAUGACCUGCCACUCGUCCGACUCCACGGAAAGCAUCGAGAAUGAAAGGAGAUCGCAAACCGAAACCCAAGUCGCGGAGUCCGAGCAGAGUCGCAUUGCCACUGCCAUGAGAGACCUUAAAAACACCGCAGGCUGGUAUUGGGGCAGCCUGACGGCCAAUGAAGCCAAGGAGAUCCUGCAGGACACGUCGGAGGGGACGUUUCUCGUCCGAGACAGCUCUCAGAGGGACUACCUCUUCACCAUCUCCGCCAUGACAUCCGCGGGACCCACCAACCUGCGGAUCGAAUACAAGGACGGCAAGUUCAAGCUGGACUCCGUGGUGCUGGUCAAACCCAAACUCAAGCAGUUCGACAGCGUCGUCCACCUCGUGGAGCACUACGUGCAGCUGUCCCGGACGUCUUGUAAGGGCAGGACUACCCCUCUCGCCCCGUCCAAUGGCACCGUGCAGCUGCUGCUCACGACUCCGGUGUACACGGCCACACCAUCUCUGCAGCAUCUGUGUCGGAUUGCCAUCAACAAAACCACGCGGCGGGUACAAGAACUGCCUUUGCCGAACCGGCUGAAGGAUUACCUGACAGACUACACUUAUAAUGUAUAGAACAACAUGGACAGUGAUGACCAUAAGUGCUGAGGUUCUAUGGAUCGUAGACCCAGUGAUAAAUGGGUGCUGAUGUCCCGUUUAGGAUCAUUUGCCUGCGGGAUCCCUCAAGUGUGCCCAAGGACUACUUUAAAGCGAUAGUUCACCCAAAAAAAAAAGAAUCUGUCAUUAAUUACUCACGCACACGAUGUUCCAAACAUUCUUUUCUUUCUUCUGCGGAACACAAGAGAAGAUUCCAAUUUCGUUCGUGUAACGAAAGCCAAUGGGGUCCGAAAGAACACCGUAGCCCGUUGACUUUUAUCGUGUCAGCGUUUUUCAAAACAUCUUCCAUUUCCAGAUUUGGUGAGUAAGUAACGACAGAGUGUUCAUUUCUGGCUGAACUAUCCCAUUAAUACGCAAGAAUAUCGUAACGGUGUUAAGUGUCCUUCAUUGUGCACUUAACAAGUUUAUGGCCUGUGGAUAUUCUACAGUCAAUUUUUAAUGAGCGACUGAGCAGUAUCUGUGAGGAGCAUUGCCUGCACUGACAUCUGUGGGUUUCUACCUGUAAUACGCACAUCAGAUAUACAGGAUGUGACCAUGCAUCCCUUUUAAAGGAGCAGUUCACCCAAAAAUGAAUAGCUCGACUUUAAAUCCGAUGCUGUUCAUUCUGUAGAACAUAAAAGAAAAUAUCCCGCAGCUGCCUUUGUUCCAUUAAAGUCAAUGGUGUUCCGAAAGCCGACUCUUAAAAAAUUAAAGGUUCUAAAAGGAACCUUUCGGCGAACAGUUCUUAAAAGAUUUUUUCAUUUGAAAUUCUAUAACGAUCUGAAAAGGUUCCAUGGAUGUUAAAGGUUCUUUGUGAAAGAACCCUUGGUUUUAACAUGAAAUAAAUCCAUACGACUCCUCUGGGAUAUUCUAAAUAAGGCUUAUUUACUCUCCAAUCACUGAUCAAAGCAGACCACAUUAUCUGUGGCACAAACAUCCACUGAUGUUGAACCUCAUCGGGAUGUUAAGUGAUGUUUGAAGUGUUUUCUUUUAUGUUCCACAGAAGAAAGCAAACCAUAUGAGUUUGGAACAACAUGAGGGUAACAUGAGUACAUUUUUGGGUGAGCUAUGCUUUUAUUGCAGCAGGUGUCUGAGAUGUUCUGCAUCCUGUGUUUGAGACACGGGAGUUUGAAACUGUAUGCUUUUUGACUAUGUUUUAUUUGCUCAUUAUCCAUGUUAUAUUUUUGUACUGUAGUCGUAGAUCACAUUUUAUGUCACGGUUGCCCAAGGAACUGCUGGGAACUGGCAAGUACCUUGGGAUAUGAUAUACUGUAUAUCCCAAUACAAGUCAUCAUGAAAACGUAAUACCUGCUGAACAAUUACAUGGAAACUAGCCCUUUCAAACCAGUUUGAAACAAAACAAACCAUUUAAACAUAUACACUACCAUUUGAAAGUUUUUUUAAUACUUUAAAUCAGCAAGGACACAUUGAAUGGACCUAAGUCUGUAAAGAUAUUAAUAAUGUUACAAAAGAUUUGCGUUACCUGUAAAUUCUAUACUUUUGAACUUUGAAGCGCAGUUUCAUCAAACAUAUUAAGAAGCACAUUGAUUUCUGAAGGAUUGCGUGACACUAAAGACUGGAGAAAUGGCUGCUAAAAAACAUCACAAGAAACAGAAAACGGUUUGAAAUUUCAGCAAAAAGUUUGCUCUAAAAACGAAUUGCUGAGCAUAAGAGACUUAUUGAAAAAACAUACUAAAUUUUGAAUGGCAGUGUAUAUAAAACAUUUUAAUCUAAAGGCCCUAACUUGCUUAAACGGGUCCUCUGCGUUCCCCAACAUUCCCCAACAAAUUUAGGGCGCGUACUUUGCAAAUAAAAUAUACCACCGGCUUAGUAUUUUAUUGCACAUUCUUAACCAAGAGGUAAUUUAGCAGCAUGGUUUGUUUCAGCUUUUGUUGCAUAUGGUCAAGACGUAUUGGCCUGUGUUAACCCUACCUCAGGAGGGCGUCGCGAUAAACCUGCAUGCUGAUUGGUUGUAUUUGGAAAAUAUUUGAUUCUAUACUGAUACAGACCAAAAAAAAAAAAAAAAAGACAUACUAGCUUUUUAUUCUCUCUUCACUGCUAUUCAUGGAGAGAUCAUAAGAAAAAUUGGAUUAAGUUCCUGACUAAUCUGACCUCCUUUCUAUUUUGGUUUAAUGAAACAUGCAUAACGUUAUCCCUUCAAGAAUGAGUCGCUCGAUGUAUUCUACUCACCAAUGUGCUUGGGUGCUAAAUUCCUGCAUUUUCUUUCUAUGCUUAGUCUUUCAGUUGAAGCAUUCGAACGGUAUUAUAUUAAAAGCGUUGCGCUGAAAUGAUUACAGAUUGAUUCUGACGUUAUUUUUAAAUGAAGAAGUUCCUUAUUUAAUAUGACUUAAUUUAAUAAGCAAAUCUAACAUGAGUUUUAAAAUAAUUGGGAAGCUGAUCUCCGAUCAGAAUAAAAGGUAAUUCUCUAAGAUCCAGUGUACUAUUGUCAAUAUUAUCCGUCGUCUUCCUUGAGGACAUUGUAUAUCUAGGAUAGUAAGUCUGAUAUGAACUCUCUGCCACUACAAAAUUCCACUAGUAUCAUUUUACAACAUUGUGCUGCAUUCAGGGGUGAAUGGAUUGUCUCCCAAAAAAGUAGGAAAUAAAAGCAAGCAUAGCUUUAA